Messenger RNA from Lottia gigantea (owl limpet), 288 nucleotides. RefSeq lists its product as hypothetical. The transcript has 3 exons. The annotation marks the transcript as partial. The record is from RefSeq and is a predicted model, not a curated record. Lineage: Eukaryota; Metazoa; Mollusca; Gastropoda; Lottiidae.
CAGGUCUAUCGUGCCUUUGGAUUAAAUAGAUCAGUUUCAAAGGUUUGGAGUAUAUCAUGUAUGAUUUAUUAUGGGGAACAAAUGGCACAAGGUAGAGAUUUACCCAAACCAUACCAACAUAUCCAUGAUGAUCCCAUACAGAUGGGAGGUGAUUUUAUAAUUGAUAAAGAAGGUAAAAUGAAGUUAGUAUAUUGUAGUAAAGCAUCCAAUGACAGACCUAAUGUGGAACAUGUUUUAAGAACUUUACAGGUAUUAUUAAUAUUUAUUUCACUAUCAUUGAAAUCUUAA